AUCUGUCAGUCAGUGUCCAUCAGUCCAUCCACAACUCCAGCACCAGCAGCUGAUCCUUUUUCAUGUUUUCCAUCGUUCCGCGGAAUCGCUUUUCCUGGUGAAAUUCGCGACGGGCUUGCGCACUGGUGUUUGUGUUUUUCGUAAAUUUCGUGAGACGACGACGAUGAUGGCUUGGUGCGUGUGUGGCGGAGUCGCAAAGUUUUAAGCCUGCUUCAAAAGUCACAAGUUUUGUCAGUGUCCCCCCUCGGAUUAUGUUUCAUCGCCGUCGGAAAGAGUAGGGCGUGUUGUGUGUAUCGUUACGGGAACCGUGCACCGUGGUGUUGGAACCGACGGUAGAUGUGAGUCCGGGUGUGUGUGUCAAAGUGGAAUUCAGACGCCCAGACACAGCAAAAUGCCCAAUCGAAUUCGGCUGAUGGUGGAAAUGCAUCGAUUCGACUGUCAUUAGGAGAGAGAGCGCAAAGAAACGCGAAACGUCUAGACGGGAAGAUUAGGGUGCGGGGUUCCGCCGACACCGGUUCCGGAAUUUUUCUGACGGCAUCGAUUCCAUCGAAUAACGUCGAAUUAGACAGGAAUUGCGACACCCCACCUAGAGUUUUUGUAACGCAACCUGCGGAAUCAAGUGAAAUCUACGACGACGACGACGACCAUGGGAUUCGUCAAAGAUCCGUGCGGAAUUGUUUGCGUGCUGGUGACCUACUUGGCCGUGAUUUACGCCGACUAUGUGGUGACCCGCUGGAUCAUUCUGCAGACCAUGCAAAAUAGCUUGUGGGCCCCCUUCCACGUGGUCACGUUCAACACGAUCGUGUUCCUGCUGGCGAUGGCCCACCUGAAGGCGGUCCUGCUCGACCCGGGCACCGUCCCGCUGCCCCAGACGCGCAUCGACUUUUCCGACCUGCACUCGGAGCGAAACUACAACCGCGAGCACGAGGAGUGGACGGUUUGUACGCGGUGCGAGACGUACCGGCCACCGCGGGCGCACCACUGCCGGAUCUGCAAGCGGUGCAUCCGCCGGAUGGACCACCACUGUCCGUGGAUCAACAACUGCGUGGGCGAGCGCAACCAGAAGUACUUUUUGCAGUUUCUGAUGUACGUGUGCGCGCUGGCGCUGUACUCGAUCUUCCUGAUCAUCGCGUCGUGGGUGUACCCGUGCGAGAACUGCACGACGACGGUGCCGGAAACGCAGAGCCGGAUGCUGCACAGCGUGCUGCUGCUGCUGGAGUCGGCGCUGUUUGGGCUGUUUGUGAUUGCGAUUAUGGUGGACCAGAUGCACGCGAUUCUGUACGACGAGACGGCCGUUGAGGCGGUUCAGCAGAAGGGACCGUAUCGGACUCAUCGGCCGAAGAUGGCGCUGCUGGCGGAGGUUUGCGGCCGUGGGCACCCGGUCAUGUGGAUGUUCCCGUGUGCUAGUUUGAAUCGGAAGCUCCACGAUGUGCCGCUGCUGAGCCAUGACGUUUAAGAGGGGUCGUUUGAGGUAGGAGGUAGAACAGAGAAUUGUACUCUAUUUUGUGUUCCCGCGCGCUCUGUGUUAGAAGUAUCAUGUUUCGUUGCUUUUUCGAACGCGUUUCUGGUCACGCAGCAGGAGCCAGCAAAGAAAGGAUUCGACCGUAAAUCGGUGACAACUUAAAGAGUAUAUAUAUUUAGUAUGUAUGUAUUAGUCAUUUAUGGAAACAAAAACGGGAGGGGGGUGUUGGGGUAGAAAAGCUAGAUAAAUAUUUACGGCUUCCGGUGCACUGCGGAAAAGCAAGAAAAAACUCAAAGUAAUGCCGAAGCUAAUGCGUAUCGAGGUGGGGUUGUCUUCCUUCGAGCUGUUUUUUGGUUUUAACGGUAAUCGUGCCAGGUGCGCCAAGUUGUAAAUGAUUUUAUUUCGACAGCCAGCAUUAAUACUAUGAUUAGUAAGCCAAUUCGUUGCAACAAUCGAUUGAGAAGGAUAACAAAAAACUUUGCAUGUUGAUGUGCUUUGAAUAUCAAAAUCGAGUAAAACAAAAUAGUUCCAGUAACUAAGAACAAUUGAACAAAUGACGUACAAAAUGUGAACCACAUUGUAUUUAAAACCGUAGUCAGACCAACAAAUCAAACUACUAAAAUUAAAA
Molecule: messenger RNA, 2090 nt
Organism: Culex pipiens pallens (northern house mosquito)
Lineage: Eukaryota; Metazoa; Arthropoda; Insecta; Diptera; Culicidae
Gene: Dnz1
Product: palmitoyltransferase ZDHHC3-A
Exons: 2
Coding region: 647-1456 (269 amino acids)
Molecular function (GO): palmitoyltransferase activity
Source: RefSeq, a predicted model, not a curated record